Molecule: messenger RNA, 1027 nt
Organism: Coprinopsis cinerea okayama7#130
Lineage: Eukaryota; Fungi; Basidiomycota; Agaricomycetes; Agaricales; Psathyrellaceae
Exons: 3
Coding region: 65-1027 (320 amino acids)
Molecular function (GO): hydrolase activity
Source: RefSeq, a predicted model, not a curated record
GUUUAUUGUCCUCGAUCACAGCUUGUUAUCCCACUCUAUUCCAUACCAAGCUCUCAACUCCACAAUGUCCUAUGCCUCUCGCCAUUACUACGAUGAAGCGUGGUCUGACAACCACGAACUUCCCAAUCUCCCGGGGCCAUCCUCGUGCAUAUACUCUUCUUGGACCAGACGACAUCAGCUACCUGGCACAGUCGAAGAGUUUGUGGAUGAUUCAGGCCUCUUCUGGAUUGGCCCCAAACGAAAGGAUAGGGUCAUCCUAGUCGUUCAUGGUGGUGGCUUCUGCGCUCCUCUCGCCGAAUGCUCUAUGAGCUUUUGGAACUAUGUCAGACGACAGCUAAACUCGCGCAGCCACAUUGAGGUUGGAGUAGCAUUCCUCGACUACACACCCAUACAAGACGCUCCAUUCCCUACCCAACUUCGCCAGCUCGCAGUUGCCGUAGAUCACCUCCUGGCAACUGGAACCCACCCCAAAGACCUUCAUAUCGUUGGGGAUGGGAUGGGCGGCAACAUCGUUAUGCAAUUUCUCUCCCAACUUCUCCAUCCCAUCAAAAGCAUUGGGCCAAUCACGAAACUCUCGUCACCCAUCCGCGGUGUUUACCUGAUGUCUCCCCUCGUUACAGCAGAAAGCCGAUCGGAGUCUUCGAAACGCACUGACUUCCAAGGUCUUGUCGACGUCUCUCAUUCGUUGAGGCGGAUGGGCGCUUAUGUGAAUGCUAUCCCGACGUCUCGGCAGCAAUAUGCGGAACCAUUCGACGCCAGGGACGUUUGGUGGGACAGGUUACCUCAGUUCGCGGAUCGAUUUCUGGUUUCUGUGGGCGAGGAGGUGUUGGGGGAGGAAACUCGCCGGUUUACGAAUGCCGUAUUGACAAGGGAGGGCACAGAAGUCCAGUUCGAGUUCCAGGAGGGAGGUCUACAUUGUAAUCCCUAUUACGACUUCUUCGUAUCAGACAACCCGUCUCUCGUCGCAAGCCUGACAAAUACUACUAUUGAAUGGCUGGAGAGGGGUUUCCUGGAUGCCCCCGUUUAG